Cladocopium goreaui is the source of this 4272-nucleotide messenger RNA. The record is from the annotation of a GenBank genome assembly. NCBI's taxonomy places the organism in Eukaryota, Dinophyceae, Suessiales, Symbiodiniaceae.
AUGGCGCCUGGGCAGUACUCCACUGAUGCCCAGCAGCAUACGCUGCAGCCCAUUGUGACUGGUGCCACAGUGGUGGGUAUGAAGUACAAGGACGGAGUGAUCGUGGCUGCUGACACCUUGGCGUCGUACGGAUCAGACGCUCGCUACAAGGAUGUGUGUCGAUUGAAGAAGGUGGGUGAAUAUACCUUGCUAGGUGCCAGUGGCGAGUACAGCGAUUAUCAGUACUUGAGUGAUCAACUGGACGAGAUGGCCGAUGAGGAUUGGCUGAAUGAAGAUGGCUGCUUGAUGGGUCCAAAGGAAUAUUCGUCCUACAUUGGCCGAGUGAUGUACAAUCGACGAAGCAAGAUGAAUCCUUUGUACAACCAGUUCCUUGUGGUCGGCAAGAAGAAGGACGAGCCUGCCCACUUGAUGUACGUGGAUCAUCAAGGAACGGCCUUCGAGGAGGACUUCGUUGCGACCGGCUUCGGAAUGCACUUGGGGAUGCCCCUUCUCCGUAAUAGUUGGCGUCCCGACUUGAGUCUGGACGAGGCCAAGGAGUUGGUUCAGAAAGUCCUGGAGAUUUGCUUCUAUCGCGAUUGCAGGGCCUAUUGCAAAAUUCGUAUUGGAGUAUGUACUGGAACCUCAGUCGAUAUUAGUGACCCCAUCCCGCUGAACCACUUCUGGGGCCACAACGCGUGGAUCGAGAAACGCCUCGAGGAUCCAUCCAGUGAUAUGAUCGCAAUUCGUACACUUUCGGUUGUUCCUGUUGUGCACGGCGUGGACAUCGACACCCAAGUAGGGGUACAGGCAGUUCUUUUCCUGUGCUCCUUGUCAUGUGACAUGCAACAGAGGCACCUGGGCGACAUCUUUGAGAUUGCCGCAGCUAGCUGUCACUGCGGCGGCGAUUCCAUUGUGACAGCUCCCUUUGAGGCGACAGAAGAGGAACGGGCGCGUGCCCACGACCUGGGGAAACUUCGAAAUGAGCUACAAAGUUUGGCUGGUCAAUCCAAAAGCGAACGUGUGGACUUCGUGGACUCCACGCGCUCGCGGCACCGGGAUCUGAGUUUGAGCCGUGCUGCCUCGGAAGGUCAGGAGGAUCCAACUCCAUUGGCCAACGCCGACACCGAGGACAGCAACGAGGAGUCGCCCUACGUUCUUCGGCGCAGCGAUGCUGGGAGUCGCCUGGAUUUGUUGGCACCGAUCUCGGAGAAGCAGGUGGGGAAGCGCUGGACCCUGGCUCUCUCCCGGGCCAUCAACAAACUCUCCUGCAGCAGGUGCCUUCGCUGCUCCCUGGUGGACUGUGACCGAGACAAAGUGAUCAAGGAGGUCAUUUUUGGAGAUUAUUUAUCCACCGACGGGUUGACGGUCGAUGCAGAAAACUGGUUUCAGGAAGUGCAACAUGAGCGAUUCGUCGAGAGCGGAGUGAAUACUCCAAGAUCCAGUCCUUCCAAGAGGAGUGCGGCAAAGAUUCUGUCAACGCUGUUGGAGGACGCCAAUCUGCCACACAGACUAGAGCCAUGUGCUCAUUUGGAGCGGCCACUGUCUGAGUACUGGAUCAAUUCCAGCCACAACUCGUACCUGCAGGGCAAUCAACUCACGAGCACUUCCUCGGCUCAUGCGCUGGCGUCGUUGCUGCGGAAUGGCUGCCGCGUCAUUGAGCUGGAUGUCUAUGACGGAUCGAAAUAUGGGAUGCAAGGCCCAUGCGUCCUCCACGGGGGAACGGCCACCACGGCAGUUUCGCUCUGUGCCUGCUUGGAGGCCAUAAAAGAAGCAGCCUUCGAAAACUCAGCGUGUCCAGUAAUCAUCACUCUGGAGAAUUAUUUGUCGCCUGAUGGGCAAAGGAGAUGUGCCAGUCUCCUGCUGGAUGUGCUGGGUGAUUCACUGUAUGUGCCGCCCCCGCAGAUCUUCGAGUGGCCUCCACCGGGAGAGCUGCUGAAACGCUUUCUGUUGCGGGACAAGUCUUGGCAUUCUGAGGACGCUUCCCCGAAGUCCAAUGCUGCGAGCCCAUGCCCACGUGCGGCACGGGUGCCAGAGCUUCACAGGCUCAUUUCCAUUGGCAACGUGAAAUUUCGAUCGUUUAAGGAAUGCCAGUUGUGGCAGGGAUGCACAAGUUCGUCCUUCUCCGAAACAAAACUCUUGCAGUUGAUUGCGAAAUCUGGCCUGCAGGCGAUGCGCAGCUAUACUGCGGUGCACUUGGCGCGAAUUUAUCCUGCGGGAUACCGGGUGGACUCGUCGAACUAUGAUCCGCAGGAUGGUUGGGAGGCCGGCUGUCAGAUGGUGGCCUUGAAUGGACAGAAAAGUAUCUUCUUCCAUCCCCAUGCCGCGUGGCUAAACGCUGGGCGCUUUCGAGGGAACGGAGGCUGUGGAUUUGUCCCAAAGCCUUCACAUAUGAUGUCGGACGAGGAGCCGCAGCCCAAAAAGCUUUCAAUCACUGUCCUUGGCGGUGAUGGCUGGGAGGCGUUUCGCGACUUUGACCUUCUUGGACCGCCUGACUCCUAUGUUUGUGUUGAAAUCGCUGGGGCAUCGGCUGACAGACGAUUGGAGAAGACGUCGGUCUACACUGCCAGGGUGAAAACUGGCCCCAAGGCCCAACCUGUUUGGAAGCAAAGCUUUGAAUUUGCCAUCAGCGAUGCGGCUUUGGCUGUUGUCAUGUUGGUGGCCUGGGACCAGGACGUGGACUUUGACGAUCUGCUGGGUCAAUAUGCCUUUCCAUUGGCUGAUCUCAAGCCGGGCUGGCGAAGAGUCCCACUGCUCAGCAGUAGUGGAGAGCUCCAAGAGGGAAAUCCGGUAGCUGCUGAAGACGUGAUUCGUGACGGAGUGGCCAAGUCACUCCGGUUCCGCCGGACAGCUCGUGCAUCGCGGCUGGAGCGCGAAGCGAGUCAAGGAAAGUUUGAACGGUGGGACUGUUGUGGUUCUUCCGUGCAUGCGCAAAGUGCUCAAAAGGAACUUGGGGCAGUCAUUGAUGGGAUUAACUAUGCAGGUACUGAAGUGGAGUUGCACGGAGCGGUGAACCAUGCAAAGCGAUGGCUGAAAGCGCUUCGCUGUGAAUGGUGUGCAUGGCUGUUUUGGCCUAAGCUUCCAGAGGCGAAAAUCAGCGAACAGGAGCGCAGUUGCCGCUGCAAGAUGCACAGCUUAGUGAAGGUGCCCUUCGCUCGCCAUGGGUCCUUAGUUUCUGCUCCUGCUUGGUGUUUGGCAGUUCGAGGAGUGUCGCAGCGCCGGGUUGUCCGCAAAACAUCGGAGCAGGACACUGCGCGGACUGAGCGCAGCUCGCUUCGUCGGAGGGCGAUGGCACUCCUUCAGCGGGCAGGCCUAGAGGAGGACGACGCCCGGUGCUCCGUGCGCUGGAUGCUGGACGCUUGCGAGCGGCGUUUCGCGCCUGGCACCUGGCAUGAAACCUUCAUGGCCUGGGUGCAACGGCGUGCACGGCGCGAGCCAGUGCAAUACAUCGUGGGUUCCUGGCCCUUUUACCCGUUACCCGUGGAGCUCCUUGUGAAGCCGCCCAUUUUGAUUCCCCGGCCCGAGACCGAAGAACUCGUGGAUCGGAUCAUUCGCGACUUCAAAGAGGACGUUGGACCGAAGAGGCUGGUGGAUUUCGGCAGCGGUUCCGGAGCCAUCGUGCUGUCCUUGUUGCACAGUUUCCCCAGCGCCAAAGCUGUCGCGGUGGAUCCCAAAGAGGAAGCUAUCGCUUUGACGGAGGAGAAUGCACUUCGCUGCGGUGUGCGAGACAGGCUGACACUGCACCAUGGGACUGCCAAGGACUUUGCAGCGGCUGCGGAGCCCAGGUCCUUCGAUUUGAUCGUCUCGAAUCCGCCCUACAUCCCCAGCUGCGAAGUUCCGGAGCUCCAGGUAGACGUGCGCGACUUCGAAGACCAUGGGGCACUGGAUGGAGGAGUGGAUGGACUUGAUGUGGUGAUCGAAGUGCUGCAGACGGCCAGGGUCAUUGGCGAAGCAGGUUGUCGAGUUUAUUUGGAGGUACACCACACCCACCCGGCAGUCUUUGAAGGGUCCGGCGCUCCUCCACAUCUGAUGGCUGCUCUGGAGGGCUUUGAGCUUCUGGGCACCGUGCGGGACGUCUACGGUCAGCCUCGCUUCGUGGAGCUACGGCUUCGAAAGUGCCACGCCAAAGCCUGCGGACCAAAAGAUCGCAUGGGCUCUAGGAAUGGGAUCCUGGAUGCAACAGAUGCUUCUGCUGGAGUGAUGGCAUCUUAUGAUGCGCGUGUGAGUGGAGGCGAUGACUCCCCUGUUCCGGCAUGUGAGCUUUUUCAGGUGGGUACAGUGGAUGGACGCAGGUGA